AUGAAGGUCUCUCGCACAAGUGCAGCAUUGCUGCUUAACAGCAUUCUUGCCUCUGCUCAAUCAAACACAACUAGCAUAACCUGCCCAUCCUCCUCGAAAUUCACCUCCAUCUCCGCCGGUACAUUCUUCUCGCGCAUAAACCCGGGCUGGAACGUCGGGAACACACUCGACGCCGUAGAAACAGAAGGCAGCUGGAACAAUCCACCCGUCGUAGCCGCCACUUUCGACGACGCCAAACGCGCCGGUUUCAAGGGAAUCCGUAUCCCCGUUACGUGGGCCUACCACUUUACCUCGCAGUCCCCUGACUGGACCGUCGAUCCUGUCUGGCUGCAGCGCGUCUCCGAUGUCGUCGACAUGGUGACAUCCCGCGACCUAUACGCCAUUGUAAAUGUGCACCACGACAGCUGGACGUGGGCGGAUUUGACGGCAUCUGGUACGAAUGUGACGGCUGUGGAGGAGAGACUGGGAAAGCUGUGGAGCCAGAUCGGGGCGAAGCUGGCGUGUAAGAGUGAGAAGGUAGCGUUUGAGCCUAUCAAUGAGAUUCCGGGGACGACGGCUGAGCAUGGAGCGGAGGUUAAUCGGCUGAAUGAAAUCUUUUUGAAGGCGAUUAAUGAGGCAGGGGGAUUCAAUUCGAAGAGGGUUGUUACGCUUGUGGGUGCGGGUGAGGAUGGGGUUAAGACGAGUCAAUGGUUUAAGAGACCGGAUUCCAAGUGGAAGAAUCCGUGGGGGAUUCAGUAUCAUUAUUAUUCGCCUUACGACUACGUCUUCCAAGCCUGGGGAAAAACAACAUGGGGCUCCGACGCAGAUAAAGCCAGCCUCGAAGCUGACAUCGCCGCCGUACGCGGAAACUUUACUGAUAUUCCCCUCAUGAUCGGUGAAUGGGCUGUUUCGCCAGUCGCCACAGAGACAGCAGCGCGAUGGCGUUACUUUGACUUCUUCGUUCGCACUGCCGCAAAGUACAACACUUCCACCAUCCUCUGGGAUAACGGAAACGACUUCCUAGACCGCGCGAAGCAUACCUGGCGCGACCAGGUGUCCAUAGACAUCUACCGCAAUGCUUUCCAGGGCAUCCCCAACGCGUUACCGCAGAGCACGACGGAUGGCUCGGUAACGACGCAGCAGACUUCAGCGUAUAUCUUCCACCGCAAGAACGAUGCAGUUGCGAGUGUGACGCUGCCCUUUUCCUUCAACGGGAAUAAGUUGAGUAAGAUUAGCAAGGGAAGCAAGCAGUUGGCUAGCGGCAAGGACUUUUCCUUGCAAGGCGAGAGUAUCACUUUCUCGGCUGCGUACUUGCAGUUGAUCCUCACACCGGCGGCUGGAACGGGUAGUCUGGCGAACUUGACCUUGACUUUUAACCGUGGUGCGGCUCUCCAGGUUGAUGUCGUUCAAUUUACUACGCCGACGCUAGCUAGCAUCUCUGGAUCCUUACCAGCAACAGGCCAGGAUCUCCUCCUCCCGCUGACUUGGUCUGGGUUGAACCGACCAGCUGCUGUAAAGGCGACGAAGGCUGAUGGCACGUUUUUGGUAGAUGACUGGACACAAUAUCUGGGACCACUACAGCAAGGUCGUAUGACGUAUAGCAACCAGUGGGAUUGGACGGCACAGGGCGUCUUGAUCAAGGCUGCUGCUCUUGAUGCUGUUAGGGCGGCGGGGCAGAGCACGACGUUCACUUUGGAGUUUUAUCCACGUCAGCCUGGGAAUGAAGUCAAGUAUACCGUGACAGUAUAG
Pyrenophora tritici-repentis Pt-1C-BFP is the source of this 1728-nucleotide messenger RNA. RefSeq names its product BglC, Endoglucanase. Gene Ontology annotation, molecular function: beta-glucosidase activity. Gene Ontology annotation, biological process: glucan catabolic process. NCBI's taxonomy places the organism in Eukaryota, Fungi, Ascomycota, Dothideomycetes, Pleosporales, Pleosporaceae. The record is from RefSeq and is a predicted model, not a curated record. Gene Ontology annotation, cellular component: cell surface; extracellular region.